Messenger RNA from Knipowitschia caucasica, 2346 nucleotides. NCBI's taxonomy places the organism in Eukaryota, Metazoa, Chordata, Actinopteri, Gobiiformes, Gobiidae. The record is from the annotation of a GenBank genome assembly.
AUGGCAGGAGCCUCCGGUGGCAUCACUCACCGCCGUACCCGCUCGUAUCUGCCGUCACCAUUCUCUGGGGGCCGCCCCCGCAUCCUCGCUCUCCCGGUGCUGGACGAUGAUGGAUUGGAGUUUGACAUAGCCGGGGUCACCCAACGACACGAAGUGGCGCAAACUGCAGACUGUGCAUCUGCGCAAAAACAUCCAGGAUUACUGCAUCCACCACCGCGUCUGCGCUCUGGCUGUGGCCGAGGACAGAGCACCAGGCCCGGUGACCCCGAUGCCUCCAGAACGCCUCCGCAGACCGCAGCUGCAUGUCGGCGCUCUGCUGCAGCACGCGGCGGCGUCCUGCGCGACAUGAGCGCCCCCCUGUCGCAGAGACACGCUAAACGCACCGGGAAACGCAUCACCUUCUUCAGAGAGGCCGCCAUGAAGGAGGCGGGACCCAGCGAGCACGUCAUAAAGGAGGCGGGACCCAGCGAGCACGUCAUGAAGGAGGCGGUGCCCAGCGAGCACGUCAUGAAGCAGGCGGUGCCCAGCGAGCACGCCAUGAAGGAGGCGGAGCCCAGAGAAGCCACCAGCACGGUCACACACACAGACGCACAAACAGACCCACACACAGACGCACACACGUACCUGAGCUCCGUGAUCUUCAGUCCGGACCGAGGGGAGCAGAGGCGCGGGCACCACCAGCAGACCGUGACCUGGGCGCCGCAGAGGCAAGCGGCCUGGGACAGCUGGGACUACAGCGGCUACGCCUUCUCCAAGUCUGCGCAGUCGCACCAGGGCACGCUGUCUGCGCAGUCGCACCAGGCCUCAGCGUCUGCGCAGUUGUACCAGGCCUCAGCGUCUGCGCAGUUGUACCAGGGCACUCCGUCUGCGCAGUCACACCAGGGAACUCCGUCUGUGCAGUCACACCAGGGCACGCCGUCUGUGCAGUCACACCAGGGCACGCCGUCUGUGCAGUCACACCAGGGCACGCCGUCUGUGCAGUCACACCAGGGCACGCCGUCUGUGCAGUCACACCAGGGCACGCCGUCUGUGCAGUCACACCAGGGCACGCCGUCUGUGCAGUCACACCAGGGCACGCCGUCUGCGCAUUCGUAUCAGAACACGCCGUCUGCGCAGUCAUACCAGAGCACGCCGUCUGCGCAGUCGUACCAAGGCACGCCGUCUGCGCAGUCGUACCAAGGCACGCCGUCUGCGCAGUCACACCAGGGCACAACGUCUGCGCAGUCGUACCAGGGCGCCCUAAAACCGCUGAAUGCGCAGCAGACCGUGGGCGCCGUGCUGCAGCCGUUCCAGCUGGCGCCUUCAGAGGAAGCUCCAGGACAGAGCCCGCGCCGCAGCCCCCUGCGCCGCAGCCCCAUGCGCCUCAGCCCCAUGCGCCUCAGCCCCAUGCGCCUCAGCCCCAUGCGCCGCAGCCCCAUGCGCCGCAGCCCCAUGCGCCGCAGCCCCAUGCGUCGCAGCCCCAUGCGCCGCAGCCCCAUGCUUCACAGCCCCAUGCGUCACAGCCCCAUGCGUCACGGCCCCAUGCGUCGCAGCCCCAUGCUUCACAGAACCAUGCGUGGCAGCCCCAUGCUUCACAGCCCCAUGCGUCGCAGCCCCAUGCUUCACAGAACCAUGCGUGGCAGCCCCAUGCUUCACAGCCCCAUGCGUCGCAGCCCCAUGCUUCACAGCCCCAUGCGUCGCAGCCCCAUGCGUCGCAGCCCCCUGCGCUGCAGGCCCCGCAGAGCAGAGCGGAGCCGCUGCUCACGCAGCAUUUGUGGCAUGAACAAAGGCCGCUGCAGCCUCAGCGCUUCAUUGAACAAAGCAGAGCCCCUGGAGCUCAGCAUAGACCCGCUGCUCCACGUCACACAGAGCGAGGCACAGGGUCUAAGGAAGCCACAGAGCCUGGAGAACCGCUUCAUGGACACACAGGAGGAGGAGGACGACACGCAGGAGGAGGAGGACACACAGGACGAGGAGCAGGAGCAGGAGGAGGAGGACACACAGGACGAGGAGGAGGAGCAGCAGGAGGAGGACACACAGGACAAGGAGGACACACAGGAGGAGGAGGACACACAGGAGGAGGAGGACACACAGGACGAGGAGGAGGAGCAGGAGGAGGAGGACACGCAGGAGCGAGAGGAGGACACGCAGGAGCAGGAGAAGGACAGACAAGAGGAGGAGGAGGACACGCGGGAGCAGGAGGAGGACACACAGGACGAGGAGCAGGAGCAGCAGGAGGAGGACACACAGGACAAGGAGGACACACAGGACGAGGAGCAGGAGCAGCAGGAGGAGGACACACAGGACGAGGAGGAGGAGCAGGAGGAGGACACACAGGAGCGAGAGGAGGAGCAGCCACAGGUGUGA